GGGCAAAGCGAAGGAAAGGGGGAAGGAAGAAGGCAAAGGGGAAGGAAGAGAGCAGCGAGCCGCCGCGCCGCACCACCGCCGCCGACUCUCCUAUCCUCUCCUCCCCGAUCCGAUCGCCCUCGCGGCAAUAUUUGGAACCCGGAAACCCUCGGCGCCGAUCGCCCCAUCCGUAUAUGCCGUACCACUGAUCGAUCCCGCCGCCGCCGCCGUCAUCCCCGUCGCUCGUAAUCGCUCUGUGGGGGAGCGGCGCCGCCCGAUCGGAUUAGAGGUGUGGACGAUGGCUUCCGUCGCUGACUCGCCCGCGGCCGUACCCGCUGGCGCGGGGACGCCGCCCCAGUCCGGGAGUCCUGUUGCGGCGAAGAGGGCCGCCACCACCGCCUGGAAGCGCCCGGAGAACGGGCCGGUGCCGGUUCUGAUGGCGCCCGCAAUCAUGGACGCCGACUCAUGGCCCGCGCUGCCUGGGCUGGUCUCUCCCCAGCCGCCGACGCCGCCUAAGGCCUCGCCUAAGGCCGCUCCUCCCCCGUCCACUGGGGCAAUGAUCUCCCCGGUCUCUCUGGGCGACUCCGGCGCUCUGGAUGCUAACUCUGAUCAUGAGGCGCUGGUGGACAGUCCACCGGCCCGGCGUGCUUCCGUGUUCUCUGAAGGGGAUGGGCUGGAGAUCCGUGCCCCUGGUCCUGAGCCAUCCCCAGUGUAUUCGCCUAAUGCCAGGAGCAACGGCGGGGGUGAUCAUCAUCAUCAGAACGGCCGUUUCGGUUCCCAUCCCCAUGGCCGAAGCGGCGGCUACGGCGGGGGGAACAGACGGGGUAAUGGUGGAGGUGGUAUUCGACAUGGACACGAGUACCACGGCGGGUUUGACGGGCCACGGCGUGGCGGUGGCCGAAGGGAUGGACAUGGGCCAGGGCACCAGCAGCGCGGUCAGCAGCCAUCGUACAUUAGGGCUCCUCCUCCUCUGGCUGUUGUGGCGGCGCCACCUCCUACACCAUCAUUUGUUGGCCCUGCUGCUCCACAGACACCACCUUAUGGGCCGCCUAUGAGUUUCCCUGCAGAGAUGGCACCUCAUGUUUACUAUUUUGCCGUGCCCCCCUCGGAUGGCCUUCAAGCCCUUCCUUUUGUGCCUCCUCCUCCAACCCCUCCUCCAGCCAUGUUAAUUUCUCCCUUCGAACAUCUUCAAAGGCAGCUGCUGGUGCAAAUAGAAUACUACUUUAGUGAUGAAAAUUUGUGCAAGGAUAUAUACUUGCGGCAACAUAUGGAUGACCAGGGUUGGGUGCCAAUAUCCUUGAUUGCUUGCUUUAACCAGGUCAAAAAUUUCCUAUAUCGCAUUGCACAAGUAAGAAAGCUCACCAAUACUUUACAGUUUAUUUUGGAUACAGUCCGGCAGUCUCUUGUGGUGGAAGUUCAGGGUGACAAAAUUCGGAGGCGUGCGAGAUGGGAGAUUUGGUUGCUUCCAAGAUCAAAUUAUUCUGCUGGAAAUACGUCUGGCUCACUGUCCCCUGUGACAUCCAACAUUGAUUCAUUGGUAUCUCAGUUUCAAUCUGUUGGACUUGAGGGGACAGCAUACCAUCCAAAUAUGCAAGCAAUGCCCAGUCAAGCUUUCCUUGCUAGGUCAGCAACUUCAGUUAGCAUAGGCUAUCAGGCACCUACCUUUGGAGGACUACACAGCAACGGCAGUGAACCUAUUUUUGGGCAGAGGACCGCAAGAAGUUUACUCAGGAGCGAUACCUUUUGAGCUUAUACACAAGAAAGAGAGCAUGCCGAGUUUUCACUGGUUACGGCACGCUAGCCUCCUCUACUAGGAUGAGGAAUGAAGAUCCAGUUUGUUCCGAAAAAACAAAAAAAAAGGUAAUUUUUUUUUGGAGAAAUAGAGAUAGAGGUACACAAAAAAACUGAAAAAAAUAAAAUUAAAAAAAAUAUGAAAAACGAAAAUGAAAAAAAAAUAGUUAGUGAUAUAUGCGUGACAUCUGAAUUUUCAUGGUUGAGCUUUUGCAUUUUCGGAGAUGGGAUAUUAUAUGUCAGGUUUCUGCAUGAAUGGUGGACAGUCCGCUCUUUGUGUGUAAACUGAGUUAUCCUAGACAUCAUGAAUGUUAUCGUUCGAGGUCUGUUGAAACCGGACAAAAUUAUAUAUAAAAAGUGACAUUAGUAAUACUUCUUCUCUUCGUUCUUUUA
Molecule: messenger RNA, 2163 nt
Organism: Brachypodium distachyon (stiff brome)
Lineage: Eukaryota; Viridiplantae; Streptophyta; Magnoliopsida; Poales; Poaceae
Product: la-related protein 1B
Exons: 6
Coding region: 278-1726 (482 amino acids)
Molecular function (GO): RNA binding
Source: RefSeq, a predicted model, not a curated record